Messenger RNA from Diachasmimorpha longicaudata, 2286 nucleotides. RefSeq names its product retinol dehydrogenase 12. The transcript is spliced from 7 exons. The record is from RefSeq and is a predicted model, not a curated record. NCBI's taxonomy places the organism in Eukaryota, Metazoa, Arthropoda, Insecta, Hymenoptera, Braconidae. Bases 740 to 1789 code for a protein of 349 amino acids.
GUCAAAUGUAAAAAAUUAUUCGUAUGACGUUAGCUGACAGGUGAUUAAUUUUCCCAAAAUCGUCUGAUUCUAUAGUUUGUACUAGUUUUGUACUGAGCUUAAAAUAUUUCGUUAGUUUCUCAUUUAUUUCUAAAUAAAUAAUAUACGUGAUUGGCAUGCUGGAUUUUUCGUUAUUUAUUUCAAAUUAAAUGAGAAACUAACCAAACAUUUUAAGCUCAUUACAAACGGAUACGAACCUAUUACAAACGACAGAAUUAAUUAGUUUUGCGAAAACCAAUCACCUGUUGGCGAAUUUCAUACGAACAUCCAAAUUCUGGAGAAUCUGAAUAUCAGGAGAGACCAGUGAAAUAAGAUAUUGUCGACAGAAAAAGUGAGGUUAGGAUCGUCGUUUGGGAGACUGUUAUGAUCCGGUUUUUUUAUCUCCUGAAAAAUCAUCCCAAUGGAACAACGGCAACUUCAGACUGUUACGAAAGACCGCCAUGUUCAGUCAGUUCAAAUGCUACCUCCUGACAAGCGCCUGUCAUUUGUACUUUCCAUUUCCACAUGGCCUACAUUCUCUCAUGUGCUGCCGUGGUGUAGGAGAGUUAUCACGAGUACCUGACAUUGGUAUCACGCAGUCGAUACUCAUCCAGACGCGGCAAAAUAUUCAAUCACUGCAAUUCAUAAUUCAAUUACCUUUGGUGGUUGAUGCCAGUUUUUAGGUCAUUCAGAGGUGCCUGAGGUGGACAAAUUCAGGACGAUGUUCGUCGUGGUUGGAUCGACAUUGGCUCUUAUUGCGAGCUUUUUCGCCUACAGUAAGUCCAGGUGCUGGUCAGUUAUGGCCCGGAAAUUUGCACUCGACGUGAAGUAUCAGCUCCUGGGGAUGAGGGAGACUAUAAUUGAUCUUAUCCAGGCCAGAUACAAUAAAACAGAUUUGCCUCGGAAAACCGACUGUGUGGCCAUUAUCACCGGUGGGUCCCGGGGUAUCGGAGAACUUGUCGUGAAAAUGUUACUACAAUGUGAUAUGACCGUCGUUAUCGCCUGCCGGAGACCCGAGGCAGGUGAGAAAGCAAUUGACAACAUUCGAAAAUCUGGCACAACCACAGGGAAAGCUGUAGUCUAUCGCCUCGAUAACUCGAGUUUAACUUCUGUUAGAGAAUUCGCUGAGGCAAUUAAAAGAGAUCACAGUAAAGUCGAUAUUCUCGUCAACAAUGCGGGUGUCAUGUUUCCACCUUAUCAGGAGACGGUUGAUGGGUUCGAACAGCAGUGGGCUGUUAAUUAUUUGUCUCAUUUUUUGCUUACGGCGCUGCUGAUGCCGCUGCUUCAGAAUGCUGGAUCGUCAGAAAAUGCAGCAAGAGUUGUUAACGUUUCUUCCUGCGCUCACCUCCUUGGGGAAAUGAAUUUCAACGAUAUCAACUACAAAAAUCAGUACUUAGCCACUGCAGCCUACGCUCAAAGCAAAUUAGCUCAAAUUAUAUUCACAAGAUCUUUGAAUAAAAUUAUUCACGAAAAAAAAUUGCCGAUUCGUGUCUACGCUGUGCACCCAGGAAUCGUCGAUACAAAUUUGUUUGAACACACUUUCAUCGACAGAAUCCCGUGGAUCAAAGCGUUAUUUUUCAAGACUCCUCAACAGGGCGCCACGACCAUAGUCUACGCGGCCGUGAAUAAGGGCCUUCAAGAUCGCGGGGGUGUAUAUCUCCGUAAUUGUCUAGAAGUUGCAGUGAAUCCCUUAGCAGAAGACAAGUCUAUUCAGGAAAAACUCAUGGCUCUGAGUCUCGAGCAAACUCGCCUAAAAACCUUUCUGCAGUAGUUAUGAAAGCUCGUUCCCUAGAGAGCACUAAACAAUUUGCCUUUUCUAAUUUAUACAAUUUAUUAUACAACGAUUCCCUCCAUCAUUUCACAGUAUAAAACCAACGGUAUAUUUAUAAUAUAAUCGUCCAUCCUGAACUGCUCAAUUUUUUGUGUACACUUGCCGUCCGACUUGAUACGCAGCUGAGGAUUUUAUUCGACGCCCUCUAAGGGCUAUCGAAUUACUCAGCAGAGCAGGUGUUCGCUGAUAAAUUCCUCGUCCCUCGGGUGUCCACGCUCUCAAGGUCACGGUUUCCUCCUGAUUUGGAGAGAUAGAAAUCCAGCCUAUAAACAAUUUAAUAAAACCAAUUUUGUUUUACUUAAAAAAUAUCCUUUCGUCUUUGAAACUGGCCAACAAUUACUUAAAUUAUUUUACUCAUAUAAUUGUGAAAGAGAAAUCACUCAAUAAAAAAUGUCAUCAAUUUUUGUAAACACAAUUAAAGAAUAUUUAAUGAACAA